AUGGCUGCCUUGGCCAAGAUCCACGACCAGCUCUCACAGUCCAUGACACGUACCGUGGACUGGUUUCGCAAGAUGGACAGCAGCGGCGAUGGGAAGAUCUCGCGGGCGGAGCUGAAGAAAGGGCUGAAAGACAUGGGCUGCUCACUGAGCGCCUCGGACUUGAAAGCCAUCAUGAUCUUCCUGGACAACGACGACUCGGGCUCCAUCAGCCUCCAAGAGCUGCAGAGGGGCAUGAACCGAGCGGUGCGGGCCGUGGCAGAGGCGGCGGGGAAGCUGGAGCCGGUGUUCCAAGGCCCGGCGCGGAGCGCCUACGAGGCGCUGGUGCAAAUCAACGCGGCCCUGCGCAGCAACACACAGCUCAUCUUUGGGCAGCGCGUCGCCGAUGGCCGCAGCUUCUUCAAAGCCAUGGACAAGGAGACCAGAGCGGCACGCUGGACCGCAGCGAGGUGGGCCGCGGCCUGCGGCGCCUGGGGCUGGAGGUCUCCGAGCCGCUGCUCGAGGAGAUUCUGGACACCGUGGACGCCAACCGCAACGGCCUGGUGGAGAUGA
Effrenium voratum is the source of this 549-nucleotide messenger RNA. The record is from the annotation of a GenBank genome assembly. Lineage: Eukaryota; Dinophyceae; Suessiales; Symbiodiniaceae.